AUGCAGACAAUUGCAUCUUACAGACGAUCGUGGGCAACACUUGUUCAACCUUCAUUCACAAACUCACUCUUUAGACGACGACAUUACCAUCAACGUGUACCUAAUUACGAUGGAUGGUGGACACACAUUAUGAAUCAACCUGGGGCUCAGGAAAGGCUUGCUCCUAUAGCUGAACAACAGGUCUCUAGGAUAUCACCACCAGAAUCAGUAGCAGCAGUAACUGGCCAACAAGAAGCUAUUACAUCUUUUUCUGCUGCUGCUGCUGGUGGUGAUGCUACACAGUCAACUGUUUCUGCAACACAGGAACGCAAACCACCCAAAGAGGUGGUUUUACUGAAAGGAGAACCGAUACCAUUACCAGAUAAACCUGAAGCUCCAGAAAAUUGCUGUAUGAGUGGUUGCGCCCAUUGUGUGUGGGAUAUGUAUCAGGAAGAUAUGGAGGACUUUCAAGCCAAGAGAGAAGCAAUCCGACAAAGGUUUGAAGAGGCAGGAGAACCACUUCCGGCUAUGUUGGGUCGAUCGAACAAAUCAGCUGCAAGAGAAGUGGAGGAAGCCAUGGACCCCACUAUGCGCGCAUUUCUAGAAAUGGAACGCAAGAUGAAUAAAAAUAAAAAGUCUUAG
This is a messenger RNA of Phycomyces blakesleeanus NRRL 1555(-), 621 nucleotides long. RefSeq lists its product as hypothetical. Gene Ontology annotation, cellular component: mitochondrion. The transcript is spliced from 4 exons. NCBI's taxonomy places the organism in Eukaryota, Fungi, Mucoromycota, Mucoromycetes, Mucorales, Phycomycetaceae. The coding region runs from base 1 to 621 and encodes 206 amino acids. The record is from RefSeq and is a predicted model, not a curated record.